Messenger RNA from Symbiodinium sp. CCMP2592, 645 nucleotides. NCBI's taxonomy places the organism in Eukaryota, Dinophyceae, Suessiales, Symbiodiniaceae. The record is from the annotation of a GenBank genome assembly.
AUGCUGGAUCCGUGGGAUGCAGCUUUCCAGCACGAGCUGCAGUUGCAGCGCGAGCGUGAAGAGGUGGCGGCUCUUGACCGCGAGCCCACCGAGGAUGAGUCAGAUUCAAUUCCAAGUACGCAGUACUCAGAGUACUGGUGGAGCGAAGAUUUGCUUUUAGCUCUUGCGUCGGCUGGUGUAGGCUUGCCCAUGCUGGACACAGUGGGUGUUGUGAGCUGUUGCACUGGAUGCUGCGCUGAAGGUGAGGUCAUGAAGGCUUUGCAGAUCCCGUAUGAGAUUUUCUCUGCUUCAGAGACAGAAGCAUCUUUCCGGGAGUUUGUGUCAGCCAACCAGGGUUCAGCUGUGCACUGCAUGCACGACAGCCUGCAGAGCCAGCUCGCAGCUGCGCCGAACAUUCCCGCAGGCAAGGCAGUGCGCCUUCUCAUGGCCGGCAGUCCGUGCGAUCCUUUCAGCGUCGUGAGACCGAAGAGGUUCCAGGAAGGCUCCGUGGACUCUCAUGGCCUCACACAGGUGACUAUGCAGUACAUUGUUCGUGCACUCCUGGCUUUCAGACCUCACGUCAGCAUCCUAGAACAAGUAGAGGGCUUUGUGAAGCCCAUCUCAGAGCACGAUCCGUCGACUCCGCUGGACAGGCCAGAACAGUAG